GUUAGCCAUUCCUACUUGAUACUUUCCACUUGUAGAGAUGGGUGCUGUGCCUAUACUAUUUUUAGAUUAUUUAAAGGGAUCUAAGCAUAGAUCGUUAUUUGUCUCCCACUUGUAACAGUGAUGCCAUUAUGCAAACUGGUAAAGCACAACAAAAUUUGGAAAAACUGAGGAGGAAAAUCUAAUUAUCGACAUUGGUUGCGGGUUAACGGGUAGAUUAGAUUCAGUCGCCAUUUGCAAUGUCGAUACUGCGGUCGGCAUUCACAAAAACAGACAAUCUAAGCGUCUUACACCAUUCCUGUGUAAACAGUGAAUGAUUUUCGAAAGAAACAGACCACCAACGCCGGUUGCAACAAAAAACAUUCAGCAAGAAGCUAACCUAAAUCUGUAACCGCCAAGAUGUCUAAACGCCAUGCAGAAGAAACCACCAGCGCUGGCCAACCGGCUAUUAAGCGAAUUCACUUUGAACCUCACCUCAUCGGCCCGGUAUCGACAUUGGAAGAAAUGGAUAUAAAAGUCCUUCAGUUCCAGAACAAAAAACUCGCUCAGCGCAUCGAGCAGCGGCUUCGCACCGAGUCCGAACUCCGACAGCGAAUCGAACAACUAGAAAAGCGUCAAAUGCAGGACGAUGCCGUGCUGAACGUCGUGAACAGAUACUGGAAUCAGCUUAACGAGGAUAUCCGUGUUUUACUGCAGAGAUUUGAUGCAGAAACCUCGGAUGAAUCGGAAAACAAAAACGAGAAUGAGGCAACCACCUCGUUUUUAACCCAACUGUCUACGUGGGAUAAAGAGGAAUUGGAUGACAAACUGGCUAACCGUGUACAAGUUUCCAAGCGGGCCGUUGCCAAAGUAAUUCAGGCUUUUGAUCGUCUCAUGCAGAGGAAUGAAAAAAUUACGUCGGUACUUAAAGGCGAAUUGGAAGGACAGGAGGCUCCGACAAUAGACGAAGUUGUAAGAAACGCAAACAUCGACGCACAAGCUGAAAAUCGUAACUUACAAGCUUUGAACACCUCUCUACACGAAAAGUACCACACCAUUAGUUUAAAAAUGUCGGAACUACAAGAUUCCGUUACAGCUAAAGAGACCGAAACGGCCGAAUUAAAGAACCAAAUUGACGAUUUGCAGUAUGAAUUGGAAAAAGUUCGUUGCCGCAAUGACAAAUUGGAGAAUCAUCUUGCAGAAGCGAUCGAAAAGUUAAAGACGUAUCAUCAGCUACAUGGAGAUCAAGAGAAAGAUACAACCCAACAGGUCAAGCCAACUAUUCAAUCUGGCGUUUCUCAGGCUAAACUGGAGGAUUUAACUAAAGAAGUUGAGGAGUGGAGGGAGUUAGCUAACAAUCGUCUGCAGGAAUUGGAUAAGUUACACCAACAGCACAGGGAAACUCUCAAGGAGGUGGAAAAAUUGAAAAUGGAUAUUCGUCAGCUGCCCGAAAGUGUCAUUGUUGAAACCACCGAAUAUAAAUGUCUGCAGUCUCAGUUUUCAGUACUUUAUAAUGAGUCGAUGCAACUUAAGACGCAACUUGACGAAGCGAGGCAGCAAUUGCAGUCGAGCAAAAACGCGCAUUUACGUAACAUAGAAAUGAUGGAGAGUGAAGAAUUGAUGGCUCAGAAGAAGCUGAGGCAAGAGGUCAUGCAACUUGAAGAUCUCUUGGCGCAGUUGCGUAAGGAGUACGAAAUGUUGCGAAUUGAGUUUGAACAAAAUUUGGCUGCCAAUGAGCAGACUGGGCCGAUCAAUAGGGAGAUGAGGCAUCUUAUUACAUCACUACAAAAUAAUACGACACAAUUGAAGGGGGAGGUGCAUAGAUACAAGAGGAAGUAUAAGGAGGCCAAUGCUGAAAUUCCAAAGCUACGAAAAGAGAUAGAAGAGUUGAAUACCAAAUUAAGCGUACAGCAGACUGCUUGCCAAGAUAGUAAAGAAAAUAUUAAGCAGGAGAUUAAGGAGGAGGAAAGUACAAGUGGUGAAACUAUGCAGAUCAAAGAGGAGUCUGCCAAUGCCUCUUGUAUCAAGAAAGAAGGCGAGGAAGAGGUCGAGGUUACAGAAGAACAAGAAGGUGAUAAAGACAAAGGAACGGGUGCCUCUUCAUCGCCUACGUCUAAGAAAGACGGAGCAGUGAAACAAGACAAAGGAGCGGUAAAAAAAGACCCGGGAGUUAAAACCGACAAAGACCAUCGCGACGCUCAGAGAACCAAAGAAGCAAAAAUUUUGGAAAAUGAAGUGAUACGAGAUCUGAAAGCACAGUUGAAAAAAGCGUUAAACGAACAAAAAGAAAUGAAGCUUCUGUUAGACAUGUAUAAGGGAGUCAGCAAAGAACAAAGAGAUAAGGUUCAGUUAAUGGCAAUGGAGAAAAAGCUUCGUGGGGAAAUAGAAGACAUGCGACAACAGCUUAAAAAGAUGCAGUUCUAUUUUCAGGAGAGCAAGAGAGAGGAGAGAAAGAAGUUGGCCGACGACGAAGCGCUACGCAAAAUUAAACAACUGGAAGAGCAAAAGUACGAGUUGCAGAAACAGGUUCAAUCGCAGAAACCGAUUGAGGGCAAUUGGCCCAAUCAUACUGCUUUGCACCAAAUGCGGCCCUUCGUGGGAUCACUCGAGGAGGAGGCCUUGUUAAACGAAAUGGAAGUUACAGGCCAAGCGUUUGAGGACAUGCAGGAGCAGAACUCGAGACUGAUUCAGCAACUUCGCGAGAAAGACGACGCGAAUUUUAAGCUUAUGACCGAACGUAUCAAAUCAAACCAGUUACAUAAGCUAGCGCGUGAGGAAAAAGAUGUACUUAAGGACCAGGUUGGCACUUUGACUACACAAGUUGAUUCUGCAAACGUUGUUGUACGAAAAUUGGAGGAGAAAGAACGAAUCUUGCAGAAUACGCUUGCAACAAUUGAAAAGGAAUUAUCUUUGCGACAACAGGGCAUGGAAAUGCAUAAGCGAAAAGCCAUAGAAUCUGCACAGUCUGCUGCUGAUUUAAAGUUACAUUUAGAAAAAUACCAUUCUCAAAUGAAAGAAGCUCAACAAGUAGUCGCCGAAAAGACAAGUUCAUUGGAAGCAGAAGCCUACAAAACAAAACGUCUUCAGGAAGAAAUAGCGCAACUAAAACGUAAAGUGGAAAGAAUGAAAAAGAUGGAGAUGGCGGGCACUACCCUCGACGAGGUGAUGAUGGAAGAAAUUCGGGAGUACAAGGAGACCUUAACUUGUCCAUCGUGCAAAGUGAAGAGGAAAGACGCAGUAUUAUCGAAAUGUUUUCACGUAUUUUGUUACGAUUGUCUCAAAACCCGAUACGAAACUAGGCAGAGGAAGUGUCCCAAGUGCAAUUGUGCAUUUGGUGCGAAUGAUUAUCAUCGUCUUUAUUUGUCCAAUUAAUUUAAUAGUUAAUUUAAAUUACUUUUUUUAAUUUUAGUACCUACUAUGUAACAUGAAACAAUAAAAAACAUUAAAGUUUA
Molecule: messenger RNA, 3428 nt
Organism: Photinus pyralis (common eastern firefly)
Lineage: Eukaryota; Metazoa; Arthropoda; Insecta; Coleoptera; Lampyridae
Gene: Bre1
Product: E3 ubiquitin-protein ligase Bre1
Exons: 10
Coding region: 397-3348 (983 amino acids)
Cellular component (GO): HULC complex; nucleus
Molecular function (GO): metal ion binding; ubiquitin protein ligase activity
Source: RefSeq, a predicted model, not a curated record